AUGCUGAUUUAUCUUGGUGUUGGUCUUGCCGUCACAACAAUGUGCAUCGAUCUGGUCGGGAUACAGUACAUUCAAAAAAUCCACUAUUUUGGCCGAAAAUUCCGCGGCACAGACAUAUUCCAAUUGCUCAGGAGGAAGCGCAUGAUAGAACGGCGUUUGGCUAUGGGUCAGGGUGAUGAGUUGCUUCAACUAUACCUCCGCCAACUUCAGCAAGCAAGUGCACCAGAUUUGGCGGAAGUAGGAAAGAAUCAAUUCAUAUUCGGAGCCACUGAAGGACGAAGUUUUCAAAAUACAUGUAAAAAUACGUAA
Gongylonema pulchrum is the source of this 309-nucleotide messenger RNA. NCBI's taxonomy places the organism in Eukaryota, Metazoa, Nematoda, Chromadorea, Rhabditida, Gongylonematidae. The record is from the annotation of a GenBank genome assembly.